Molecule: messenger RNA, 4392 nt
Organism: Pipistrellus kuhlii (Kuhl's pipistrelle)
Lineage: Eukaryota; Metazoa; Chordata; Mammalia; Chiroptera; Vespertilionidae
Gene: RTL1
Product: retrotransposon Gag like 1
Exons: 1
Source: RefSeq, a predicted model, not a curated record
GAAGACGACGACGACGACGAUGACGACGACGAUGACGAUGACGACACUGACCUAAGUGAUGACGAGGAGGAGGAGGAAGAGGAGGAGGAGGGGGAGUCCGAGGAAUCGGAAUUAAGAAGCGGGAUCAGCUCCUUCACCUCCAUGUACUUCUGGAUGCAAGACCUCAAAGAGCAGCAAAAAAUAGCAAUCGAUAUCCUGAUGAAAGCGAUCAGGAUGGGCAGCGUGCCAGAGCCGCCCAUCUUCUCCGGCGAUCGGAGAGAUUACCCAGAGUUCCUUGUGCACUGCCACAUGGUCGUACACGGCUACCCAAGAAGGUUCUGCAACGACCGCCGGCGAGUGAGGUUUGUCAUCGAGCACCUCGCUGACGCGGCCCUCGAGUGGGCCCGAAAGCUGAAGCAGCAACGAAGCCCCCUGCUUACCAACUUCGCAGCCUUCAUGGAAGCCAUGACCAAGGCCUUCCACUACAAGCAGGAGCUGCGCAUAGCAGAAGACACCAUGCUCAACAUCACUCAGGGGGACCGCGCCGCCAUCGACUACAUCAAUGAGUUCCAGAAGCUGGUACCCACCUUGGGCUGGCCAGACGAAGUCCUGCAGGCCCAUCUGUGCCUGGGGCUCAACGAGGAGAUCAGGGAGUAUCUGUUCCAGCUCCCUCAGCCCGAUUCUCUGGAGAGUCUGAUCACCCUCGUCCUGCAGAUAGAAGAGAACCUGGCGGAGAGAAAGGCCAUGCUCAGGGUGCGCCCGCACUCCCAGUCCGGGAGGCUCGCAGAGGCUGCCAAGAAGGUCUUACCUGCUCCCGAGAAGUGGCCGGUCAGCAGCUGGCUGACCUACGAAAUCCAGCCCGACGUCGACCGCAGGCACGUCUUCCUGCUGCUCAUGGUGAGAGUGAAUCCUUACCACAGUGUCGCCGUCCAGGCGCUGGUGGACUCGGGGGCCAGCUCCAACUUCAUGGAUGAGAAGUUCGCCCAAGAGCACUAUGUCGAGCUGUACGAGAAGCCCUACCCGCAGUCCAUCCACACCAUGGACGGCUCCCUGAUCGGCAACGAGCCCGUCUGGCUGCAAACCGAGCCUCUGGUGUGCUUCCACCAGAACCACCACGAGCUCAUCCAAUUCGACAUCGUGCCGUCACCCAACUUCUCCGUGGUCCUGGGCGUCAACUGGCUCCGACUGCACUCCCCCGACAUCGACUGGGCCAGAGGCCGCGUCACCUUCCACUCGCCCUACUGCCUGAAGAACUGCUUCAGCCCGCUCCCACCGACCAUCGCGCUCGAGAGACAUGCCAUCAGCCUGCUGCCCGGCCUGCUGCCCCAGUACUCCGACCUUGCCGACGUGUUCAACCCCAGGAUCGCGGAUGAUGAUGAUGAGACUUCCGACCAGCCAAGCUCAGACGGAUCCGAUGAUCUUUCUGAAUCAGAGCCCUCUGAGCUUCAGCAGGCUGGAGACAGUGAUCACAGCAACGCCGCCGCCGCGAUGGGUCCCUCUGUGGAUCCUCCGGAACCUGGGGGUGCGGGGGUGCAAGAAGCAGCCAAGCCAGAGAAUGUGGACGAGGACUUAAAGGAGGAGAGGCAGAUCAUCCCCCAGCUCUUCCAGCAGCUACACGGCGCCACGUGGUUCACGAGGCUGGAGCUGCGCGGGACCGUGGUGCAGGAAGCCAAGAGAAAGCCAACGGAAGAGCUAUGGAAAGCGGCGUUUGGACUGGUGCUGACCAAGAAGACCACCUACAAGCCCUUUCCGACCGGCGCGGCCCCUCGCAUCCCCCAGCGCGUGAUGCACAUCAUCCUAAGGGACCUGCUGGGCAACUCCGUGCUCUCCCACGGCAACGAGGUGGUGGUCUACUCCCUGAGCCAGGAGGCACACCUCCGGCACAUCCGCCAAGUCCUGGUGCGCUUCCGGCACCACCGCGUCUACUGCUACCUGGACCGCAGCCAGUUCCACCAGCACACCGUCGAGUUCAUGGGCUUCGUGCUGACCCCCCGAGGGGUCAAGCUGAACAAGAGCGUGGUGAAGACCGUCCGGGACUACCCGAUCCCUAUCUCUAAGGAGACCCUGCAGAGCAUGAUGGCACUGAUGUCCCCCUACAGCCACUUCGUGGAGCGCUUCGCGGGCAUCACGGAGCCCCUGCGGCGGCAGCUGCUGACCCCCAGCCCCUUCCACUGGGGCGACGAGGAGCAGGAGGCCUUCGAGAGCGUGAAGCGGGCGUUCCGCAAGGCCCCCCUCCUCUACCACCCCAGGCACCGCAAGCAGUUCUACCUGGACUCGGGAAUCAGCAUGGGCGCGCUGUACGCCUCCCUCAUCCAGUACGACGAGCAAACGGGCAAAAGGGUGUUCUGCGCGUUCUUUUCCCGGGACCUCUCCCCCGAGGAGGUCGCCGCCCCGCCGCUCACGAUGAAGUCUGUCGCCAUCAGGGCUGCCUUGGACGUGUGGGUUUACUACCUGGAGAGCACCGAGGAGCCCAUCAUGAUCCUUAUCAAUACAGAGGAUCUAGCCUCCCUGAAUAAUGACAGGCUCACCGUAGUUCUCCCGGGGCAGUGGGCCAAGUUCUUCGGCCGCUUCAACUUCGGUGUGAUGGAGAGGCCCGACCAAGAUGGCAGCAGUUCCCAGCCCGUGCAGAGGCCCGACCACGGGCCGUUCCGGGCCCGCCCAGCCUCCCAGCCCCGCGCUGCUACCCGGAGGCGCACCGGCGCCCGCGCCCGCACCGGCGCCCGCGCCCGCGCCCGCGCCCGCGCCGCCACCCGGGGACGCUCUGACACCCGGGCCCACACUGCCACCCAGACCGACACCGUCACCCAGACCCACACGGACACCCAGACCCCCACGGUCACCCAGGCGGACACUGCCACUCAGGCCCAGGCUGACACUGGGGCCAGCCAUCCCACCCGGGCAGACACUGCCACCCAGACCCCCACGGUCACCCGGGCGGACACUGCCACGCAGGCCCACGCUGGCACCGGGACCAACAAUCCCGUCCGGGCCCGCACGGCCAUGCCUGCCAACAAUCCCGCCCGGGCCCACACUGCCACCCAGGCCCACGCUGACGCCGGGGCCCACGCUGCCACCCAGGCCCACGCUGCCACCCAGGCCCACGCUGCCACCCAGGCCCACGCUGACGCCCGGGCCCACUCUGCCACACAGACCCAGAGGGUCCCCCGUGUGGACACUGCCACCCAGGCCAAUGCUGGCACCGGGACCAACAAUCCCGCCCGGCUCCGCACUGCCAUGUGGGCCAACCAUGCCAUCCGGGCCCGCCCUGCCCCCCGGGCACGCCCUGCCCCCGGGGCCUACACUACCACCUGGCCCCAGGGUCCCGUCAUCAGGGAACGGUCCCUCCGGGACCAGCUGCCCGCACUGGGAGAACAGAGGGAGGCUGAGCAGGCACCUGCCCAGGAAGAGCCAAGGAGGCAGACCCCACCGCCCGAGGCCCUGACUCCAGCGCAGCUGGACCAGGUGCUCGGCUACCUCCUCGUCCACCUCAACAUGGACCAGCUGAGGAGCCUCUUCCGGCACUUCUUCCGAAACCUGCACAUCAGCAGGGAGGCGCUGGCCCCCAUCGCCACGCUGACCAUCCUGAGGAUGAGGCAGCACCUCCCGCUGCUGCCCGCGCCCGCCCUGGACGUGGCGCGCCUGCCGGCCACGCGCUCCCUGCGCCUCAUCCUGGACUCGUCCCUCCUCACCGACCGUGGCAUCGCCUCGGCCAUCACCCAACUGUUGGCCCAGAUGGCCCCUCUCAUGGGCCCGGUCACCAUCCGGACUGAGGAACAGGGCCACCAGAGGGCCCUGAUGCCCCGGGGCUCCCGGGUCCUCCACCUCCCGCCUGAGUUCUGGGUGAUGCUGUGCGAGCGCUUCUCUGUCAGAGUCGCUCCCACACCAAGACCCCAGCCCCCCCGGCACGGGGGCCACUACCUGCAGCUGCACGUCAUCGGAAGUGAAGUCGUCUUGCGAGAAGCCCUGCAAGACGACCUGCAACGUUACCGUGAGUGUGGCCUGCAUGACGGCCUGCAAGACACCUCGCAGGACGCGCAGGCAGACAACGCGCAGGACGGCGGCGCACGAGGGGACCAGGAGAAGGAAGCUACCGCGGGAGGGGACGGAGAGAAAGAGGACCAGAAGCAGGAGGCUGCAGCGGCGGCCGACCCCGCCCCCGCCCCCCCAGCCCCCCCACGGGCCUCCGGGGGAAUCCUGGACUUCCUGUACAGACAGUUGUUUGGGGACCGAGAUCAGCCCGAUCAUGCACCUCCCCAGGACGAGCCUCAGCAGGACCCAGCGGCCAGGAGCCUAGCCCACUUCCUGGCCAUGAUCUGCGCAGAGGAUCCAGUCCCCCUCCGAGGCAGACAGGCCAGGGGCGGAGCAAGGCUAGAGGAGCUCCCUGAGGAUGACGAGGACUUGGACCAGGACUGA